Messenger RNA from Lottia gigantea (owl limpet), 498 nucleotides. RefSeq lists its product as hypothetical. The record is from RefSeq and is a predicted model, not a curated record. Gene Ontology annotation, molecular function: magnesium ion binding; thiamine triphosphate phosphatase activity. The annotation marks the transcript as partial. The transcript has a single exon. NCBI's taxonomy places the organism in Eukaryota, Metazoa, Mollusca, Gastropoda, Lottiidae. Gene Ontology annotation, biological process: dephosphorylation; thiamine diphosphate metabolic process.
GUUGAAGUGGAAAGAAAAUUCACAAUCAAUUCAGAAACAGAACCCUUAUUGGUGAAGUUAGGAGCCAAAGCGAAGAGCACAAAAACAUUUACUGAUAUAUAUUUUGAUGAUGAUGAUUAUUCCUUAACUUUAUCUGAUUGUUGGUUGAGAAAAAGAAAUAAUGACUAUCAGAUGAAAAUACCGGUGCCAAAUAGUCCCAUAUUUGAUCAUUCUACUAAAUACCAGGAACUUACCAAUAAUACUGAUAUCCUGCAAUUCUUGAAGAAGAAAUUGGGGGUGUCUUCUAAUCAACUGUCUGGUUUGAUACAAACAGCUAAAGUGAUAGAAUUUGCUAAGAUUACAACAACAAGAAAAACAUAUAGCUUGAAUGGUUGUGAAAUAGAUCUGGACAUGACUGAUCAUGGUUUUCAAGUUGGAGAAAUAGAGGUCAUGGCUGAAUCUCCUUCACAGAUCUCUGAAGCUUUGAGAACAAUAGAAAACAUGAGUGUCAAAUUAGGU